GGUGGUUCUAAGAUUAAUUCAGCGAUUUCAUAUAACAUUAUACAGAAUCUAUGGCUUGGUAAGACUGUAAAGGAGGCUGUAGACUAUCCCAGAAUCCAUCACCAAUUAACACCACCAUACAUAGAGAUAGAGCACGGUUUUCCGAAGAAAUACAUAAAUGGGUUGCUAAGCAAAGGACAUGACGUAUAUAUGUUAAAGAGUGCAGGAUCCAUCAGUCAAGCCAUUCAUAACACAAACACUGGACAUAAUCCUAUACAUGCUAUCUCUGACUAUAGGAAGGGAGGAAGAUCUAAUGGAUUUUAGUUUGCAAUAACAACUUUGAAAUGUGUAUUUGUAUCUUUGACAUGGGUAAUAAAAACAUAUUCCAGAUACAUUUUAGAACCAAUUUUCUCUUUUUCCAAAUAUUUGAAUUGUGAAAUGCCUUCAUACGUUCUAACAAAAACACAUGUAAAAAUCACAGUUUUGUGCAUAACUGACAAAAAUGAUUUGGCUUGGUAAUAAAGGCUUCCAGGCCACAAGAGCUUUGUAUCUAAAUAGCAAUAAUGACUCAAUAAUUUUAUCCAUUUUAAUUGCCAUAGUGUUGUACUAUGUUUUUGAAAAUAUAACAUUGAUUUGACAUUGAAUAAAUAAGUAAACUUAAG
This is a messenger RNA of Owenia fusiformis, 641 nucleotides long. Lineage: Eukaryota; Metazoa; Annelida; Polychaeta; Sabellida; Oweniidae. The record is from the annotation of a GenBank genome assembly.